Messenger RNA from Sclerotinia sclerotiorum 1980 UF-70, 1155 nucleotides. RefSeq lists its product as hypothetical. Gene Ontology annotation, biological process: fatty acid biosynthetic process. Gene Ontology annotation, molecular function: 3-oxoacyl-[acyl-carrier-protein] synthase activity. Lineage: Eukaryota; Fungi; Ascomycota; Leotiomycetes; Helotiales; Sclerotiniaceae. The transcript has 2 exons. The coding region runs from base 1 to 1155 and encodes 384 amino acids. The record is from RefSeq and is a predicted model, not a curated record.
AUGCGACGUGUUGUAGUAACAGGCCUCGGAGCCAUAACACCACUGGGCGUAGGGAUCCGACCAACAUGGAGUCGCCUUCUUGCAGGAAAUAGUGGCAUAGUUUCUCUUCCCUCGAAUUAUUUUGAAGCCUCACAGCGAGAAAGUCUACCUAGCACGGUAGCUGGUUUGGUACCGUGUGGCAACGAAGGGAAAGAUUCAUGGCGACCUUCGGAUUGGUUAGAAAAAGGAGAAGACUCACGAAUGGCCAAAUUCUCGCAGUAUGCGAUUGCGGCUACAGAAAUGGCACUUCAAGAUGCCGGAUGGAAACCGCAGAAACAGGAGGAUAAAGAAUCUACUGGCGUUUGCCUUGGUAGUGGCAUUGGGGGUUUGGAUGAGCUUUAUACGACAAGCAAGAACUAUUCCACAAUGGGCUACAAAUCAGUGUCUCCCUUCUUCGUACCGAAACUUCUCAUAAACCUAGCAGCAGGUCACAUUUCAAUGAAAUAUGGAUUUGAAGGUCCAAAUCAUGCAGUUACCACCGCUUGCACAACUGGCGCACAUUCAAUUGGUGAUGCAUCUCGGUUUAUUGCUUUCGGCGACGCAGAUGUGAUGAUAGCUGGUGGUUCUGAGUCUUGCAUACAUCCGUUAGCUUUUGCCGGCUUUGCAAAAGCUCGUUCACUCGCUCGCCAAUACAACGAUGAUCCCGAAUCAUCCUCUCGCCCUUUCGAUCGAGAUAGGUGUGGUUUUGUGAUUUCAGAAGGAGCUGGGGUGGUUGUUUUAGAGGAGUUAGAACAUGCUAAAGCUCGCGGAGCUGAAAUAUAUGCCGAGGUCCGUGGAUAUGGCUGCAGUGGUGAUGCACAUCAUAUUACCGCUCCUAGAGAAGAUGGAGCUGGCGCAUUUUUAGCCAUGAAAAGGGCUCUCAAGAAUGCCAGGAUUGCGCCACGGGAAGUCGAUUACAUUAAUGCUCAUGCUACAAGUACACCUCUAGGUGAUGCUGCUGAAAAUGCUGCCAUCACCAGGUUGAUGCUUGGAGAGGAAGGGGUUGGCUCCCCAGGUCAAAUUGCAGUCAGCAGCACCAAGGGUGCUAUUGGACAUCUGCUAGGUGCUGCUGGUGCCGUAGAAGCUAUCUUCUCAAUCUUGGCAGUGAAAGAGGUACGAAAUAAUGUUCAUAUGUAA